Molecule: messenger RNA, 8507 nt
Organism: Pelmatolapia mariae (spotted tilapia)
Lineage: Eukaryota; Metazoa; Chordata; Actinopteri; Cichliformes; Cichlidae
Product: xenotropic and polytropic retrovirus receptor 1 homolog
Exons: 16
Coding region: 359-2428 (689 amino acids)
Biological process (GO): cellular response to phosphate starvation; phosphate ion transport
Cellular component (GO): Golgi apparatus; plasma membrane; cytoplasm
Molecular function (GO): inositol hexakisphosphate binding
Source: RefSeq, a predicted model, not a curated record
AGACAGGAGGUGGAGAGAGGUAGAGGAUGAACGACAGCGAGAGAGCAGGAGAGGAAAAAAACAUAGGCAGACCCAGCUAACGCCAACACUGUUGGCCUGUCCUCCAGAAACAGAGAUAAAAACAGAAUUACGGUUUUUAUCUUUAGCUAAGAUGCAGCUCCGCGAACACUUCGUCGAGUGUGUUUGAGACUGCAGAAAUGCUGUGCCGGUAGUUAGCUAGGUUACCCGUAAAGACAAAAAGGGCACCUCUCUGAGCAUAAUCUUUGGAUGAGAGUAUCUGUAUAAGCAGCGAAAGCCUCCCGCUGCCGCCUCCUGGUUACAGUAACGGUAGGAGAGGAAGGCUGACUACGCGGCCGACAUGAAAUUCACAGAGCAUCUGUCAGCUCACAUCACCCCGGAGUGGAGGAAGCAGUACAUCCAGUAUGAGGCUUUCAAAGAGAUGCUGUAUGCUGCUCAGGACCAGGCCCCGUCUAUCGAAGUCACAGAUGAAGAUACUGUCAAGCGGUACUAUGCCAAAUUUGAGGAGAAGUUCUUCCAGAUGUGUGAAAAGGAGUUGGCCAAAAUCAACACCUUCUAUUCUGAGAAGCUGGCAGAGGCUCAGCGGCGAUUUGCCACGCUGCAGAACGAGCUACAGUCCUCGCUGGAUGCACAGAGGGAGAGCUCAGCCAGUGGGCGGGGCCUGAGGAGGAGGAAGACGGUGUUUGCCUUGUCACAGCAGGAACGAUGCAAGCACAGGAACAUAAAGGACCUGCAGCUGGCCUUCUCAGAGUUCUACCUCAGCCUUAUACUGCUGCAGAACUAUCAGAACCUGAACUUUACGGGUUUCAGGAAGAUCCUGAAGAAGCACGAUAAGAUCUUGGAGACAUCGAGGGGAGCCGACUGGCGGGUGGCCCACGUUGAAGUAGCUCCGUUUUACACAUGCAAGAAGAUCACCCAGCUCAUCUCUGAGACUGAGGCGCUGGUCACCACAGAGCUGGAGGGUGGUGACAGGCAGAAGGCCAUGAAGAGGCUGAGGGUCCCUCCGCUUGGAGCUGCACAGCCUGCUCCUGCCUGGACCACCUUCAGAGUCGGCCUUUACUGUGGAGUCUUCCUCGUCUUAUUGGUCGUUGUGGUCAUUACAGUAGCUGUGGGGACAGAUCGUUCUGAUGUUUGGCCUAUGGUCCGAAUCUACAGAGGAGGCUUCCUGUUAAUAGAAUUCCUCUUCCUGUUAGGCAUCAACACCUAUGGCUGGAGGCAAGCAGGCGUCAAUCAUGUGCUCAUAUUUGAACUGAACCCCAGAAACAACCUGUCCCAUCAACAUCUGUUUGAGAUUGCAGGUCUGCUGGGGGUGCUGUGGUGCGUAAGCCUGCUGUCCUGUCUCUUCAGCGACAAGAUCCUGGUGCCGAUGCAGGCCAACCCUCUGGCUCUCUAUGGGCUCUUCUUCCUUUUCCUCAUCAACCCCUUCAAGACCUGCUACUACAAGUCACGCUUCUGGCUGCUCAAACUUCUGUUUCGAGUGGUGACAGCUCCGUUUCACCGCGUUGGCUUUGCAGACUUCUGGCUGGCUGACCAGCUCAACUCUCUGGUGGUGGUCCUGAUGGACCUGGAGUACAUGAUCUGUUUCUACAGCUUUGAGCUGGACUGGACCAAACACAACGGGCUCAUCAGCAGAGGUAAAGAUGUGUGCAACUCGUACUCGUAUGGCGUUCGAGCGGUGAUCAAGUGUCUUCCUGCGUGGUUCCGAUUCGUCCAGUGUCUGCGCCGUUACCGUGACACCAAGCGGGCCUUCCCUCAUCUGGUUAAUGCUGGCAAAUAUUCCACCACCUUCUUUGCUGUUACCUUCUCCGCCCUCUACAGCACACACAAAGACGCAGGCUCUGAGGCCCAGAUCUUCUUCUAUUUGUAUAUUGGCUGUUCGGUGGUGAGCUCGUGUUACACUCUGGUCUGGGAUCUGAAGAUGGACUGGGGACUGUUUGACCGCAGCGCGGGAGAGAACACCUUUCUGAGAGAGGAGAUAGUCUAUCCACACAAGGGCUAUUACUACAGCGCCAUAGUAGAGGACGUGCUGUUACGUUUUGGAUGGAUCUUAACGGUCACCGUCACCACACUCGUCCCGUUUGACGGCAUCUCUGACAUCUUUGCUACAGUCCUGGCUCCACUGGAGGUCUUUAGGCGCUUUGUGUGGAACUUCUUCCGCUUGGAGAACGAACAUCUGAACAACUGUGGUGAAUUCAGAGCUGUCAGAGACAUCAGCGUGGCUCCGCUCAACGCUGACGACCAGACCCUCCUGGAGCAGAUGAUGGACCAGGAGGAUGGCGUGAGAAACCGACAGGGCAAGAAGAGCUGGAAGAGGAGCUACAGUAUGAGUCUGCGCAGGCCACGUCUGGCCUCGCAGUCCAAGACUCGUGACACCAAGGUUCUGAUAGAGGACACGGAUGAUGACUCCUGACAUCAGGCCACGCCCCUCGCCUGGGUCCAGAAUUUAUUCAAAGGAGGAAACUCCACCUCCUAACUGAGGAUUUACCCAGAGAGUGGGCGUUGAGCUCCCAACCAGGAAUGAGUUUGAAGCUCGUACCUACGUCAUCUUGUUUUUCUCUGCUUGGGUUCAGGACUGCUCGGACGGAUGAACUCUGACCUCUUAAACAAACAACCCAGCUACGUGUCCAACCUGCUGUCAACAAUACCCGAUGGUGGGCUUAUCACUUAAACUGUACUUUACCCAGGCAGCCUCCCAGAGGUGGAUUCUUAAACUACACCCACUCCUCCACCGCUGCUCGGGCUCUUCUCAAAGCCUCAGCAUAGCAUGAGUGAAACACCAGUGACAUUUUCCAUUUUCCAGUGCCGUCUCAGUGCCACACCACUCCCAUACAGGGAGAGGCCAACAAUUUAACCCUGUUGCUGUCCUUUAGCCAUCAGCAUCCCCCGCUCCCAGCAUCCAGGAAACGACUGGGCAGAGGCCUGUAGUAAAUUAUGUAGUAUUGGUAGCUGAAGAAAUUAGAAACCACCCUGUACUUUGCACCUCGGAAGGAAAACAAAACCGAUUUCCACAACAGGGGUUAAAAUGAGCCCUCCUCCUCAGCAGACGAUGCUGACGAACAUCUGGUAACUGUGGCUUCCCUGUGCUGUUCAGCUUGAUCACUCAGUCAUCACAGAGCUGCCUACCUGCACCUCACAUGCUUUAGAAACAUGCACUUUGUAGGAGCGUGAGAUGGAAAGCCUAUCAUGUCUCGACACACGGACGGUGAUGUUAGUGUGUUUCAUCGUUGUUGGACGUGCAACGCUCAGCCAUUAUUCACUAUAAGGAGACAGAAACGUGGCUUUUUCUUUGUACCUGUUGUUGUAAAUGUACCACGGACCAAAGUUCAGUGUGUGUGGAAAUAUUUAGUGAGUACCACACAGAAAACACACUGUGGAGUGCUGCCGGCUGUUCGGCUGUGGAGCUCAGAAGGAAUUUUCCUUUUGCUUUUGAAGGAUGAUGAACGACCAUCAUCCUGUUGUAAUUCCCACUCACCCUGCCCUCAGCUGGGAAAUGGUCCUGUUUGAAUGUACAUCACAUUAUUUGUAUAGGUGUAAGUGGGAGAUCUGCCACCUCAUUGGUUUGAAGAAGAACAAACUUUUAUGUUGUCCCCUGAAAUCGAGAUUUGAAAACCUGAAGACUGUUUGAGUAGAAACAUGUCGUCUUUAGGCUGGUUCACUGAAAUAUGAGGGUGGAGGCGAAGGGAGAGGUCACCUGUCUGUCAUCAUUGUCUGUCUAUCAGCAGGUGGUGUACUGAAACGUGAUUGGCUACGUGUAUGCUAACUUGGGUGUGACUGGGCUGAAGCUUGACAGUAAGAAGUAACGCUCUGAAACAAAGUCGGUGUGUUCAGCACAAAGCUGUGAGUCUUAAGAAGAAACAGUCUUAGUUGUUGCCUUAUUGACCUUCCUGCAGCAGUGGAGUGAUUCCUGCGCUCAGACUCGGUUGUGGUUUGUGCACCAUCAUCAACAGGUCGCACACAUCAGUCUGUUUUCACUAAUCGUUUCUGCCUGAUGUUGUGCUUGGGUUGUUUCUUCGAGACGGGACAACACUGGAGGAAAGGCUUUCCUAAACGUUGCUCGAUGAUCGGUUUCUCUUCACGUUCCAGAAAGUCGUCAGCUCCCUUUUGCUUCGUGCUUGGAUGACAUCGCGUCUGAUGACAGCAAAGUGUUGGAUUCUCAUUGUUGCUGUUUGUGUUUUCAUGAGGCGGCUGUUCAUUUUAUGCAUUAUACUUAGUUUUAAUGUUGUAUGGAUGCAUUUGGAAGUCCUGGCGUGUGAUGGCGUAAGUCUUGUGUGCGCUCGUUUACUUUUCUCUGUGGAGCCUCGUUGUGAUAUUUCUGUUCUGCUGUAUUUGCCUCAGUACGGAGUUGGACUGGGGCUCUUUGAAUCCUCACAAUGCAUCCAAAUACAUUUUUGUGUCUUAAUGUUUUACAUUUGGGAAGUUCUGAUUUGGAUCCUGUCGAGUCAGACUGAAACGUGUUUAAGUACUAAUGCUAACGUCUUUAAUCCUCAGUUUAUUUCUCACCUGAAAUAAGAAGCAUGCUAGCGUUAGGCUAUCGCCGUAUAACAACAUUCCCAUAGUUUCCGUUUUUUCCUUAUUAUUGAGCUAAAAUAAAGACAAAUAGAUUCCAUAGUAUAUAAAGUUUGUACGUCUGAUGCUAAUUAUCAUUUAUGAUCACGAUCGUACACACACUGCCUGAGAUUUGUCCACCACAUUAAACAUGAUUCAACUUCCAGUCACCAGAUUAACAAACAGAGCAUGCUCCCUGAUUGGUCGGUGAGUGCUUCCUGUUAGUUGUCAUGUUGCUAUGUGACUUCCUUGUGAUUGCCAGGGUUGCUCGCAGUUUGCGUGGAAUAUGCUGACUGUGGGAAGUGUGUCCCAUCUGGAAUUGGAGAACUUUUUCCUUCAAAGUAAAAGCUGCGCCUCGACACAUUUAAGGUGCAGCUAUUACUCUGAAGGUGAACGUUGUGUUUCCAGUCGCACUGUUCACAUUAUCUGUUCUGCAGGGGGCGUGGUCAACACGUGUGUGCAGACACGUCAGCAUCUUCCAUGCAAACAGCAGACUAACAAGCACUACAUACCUGUGACCAGUUUCACCAACCAGGUGGUGACCUGAUGUUCAUCUGACCCGACCGUGUCAUGACAGGCUGUCACCACAUGGUCACUUUUUCCUUUUCAGCAGCUUUUUAUGAAAUGAAACAGUAAAAAUGAUCUGCAGAGACCAUCGCUGUGUUAGAGGAAAUGACUGAGUGUUAGGUGUUAGCUUGUGACAGGAGGUGUAAUGGCUGCUUCAUCCAGACUGACUGAUUUUGGUGCAUCACUUUUAAAAUGCCUCCGUGUAGCUGACAGUCCAGGAUUGGACCAGGAUAUGAUGCUUCUGUUUCCAAACUAAAACAUGGAGCUCUGACAGGUUUGAGUAGUUGGAUGUGUGUAUAUGUAACAGUGUUCAUACUGGGUCUAUAAAUGUGGAGUCAAAAUGACCUGACGGUGCGUUUCCCUACAUCCUGUGUCUGCUUUCAGUUUCAGCGAGCGCUCCGGGAGCUUUUCUGCUCAUUCCUCACUCACACAUUCGUGCACUCUAACAUUCCCACAGUGACCAUUUGAAAACCUCGUUUCCUGAUACGUUUCCAAGCAUGUGGCUGUCUGUAGCUCGAGCUCAGGGUUCAUGUCCGUCACAGACACACUGAGCGUGACAGGGUCGUCCUCGGGUCACCUUUUCAUCAAAGAGCAGCACAUGUUCGUCCGACACAGUCGCUCCACCCAAAGACGAGUCAGUCCUGUGUUUGUACUGUUACUUUGUAGCUCCUCAGGUUUCACAUUGACACACAAAUACAGUAAAGCCAUCAAUGCAUUGUGAACAGUGUGUUUCACAUUGGCAGGAGAGUGGGAGACACAAUGUGAUGAAGAUUUUGUACUCAGGAUAUUGUGAGCACACUUGCACCUUAACAUGCUAAUGCCUCCCGACUGCCCGCAGCCCCCCAUCACCCUGUGUGCCCUUUCAGUCUGUUUGUUUCCUGCGUGGAUGUACUCCGAAGGAGUCUGCAUCCAAGUCCAGGUAAUGGACCAAAUAACGUGGUGUGAUGCAGAAAGUCUAUGUUGGGCUUCUUUUCAUGUAUUUACAUUGAAUGCUUCAGUUGCUUCAUGAUUUCAGCUGCAGGCAGGCUGACUUGGCUGUAGCUUUAUUUUACACUCCUGUAAGCCUGUGAGACUUUAAGUAGAAAGGGUUUGAUGUUAUGACAGACAGGUGACGCCCUCCACCCUGAUGAAGCUGCCCAGCAGUAGAGUGUAGGCCUGGGUGUCAGACUUCACUAUGAUGUUAGGAUUGUCAGAAACGUGCCACUAAAAGCCAAAUCGAAUGUUUGAUCUAGUUUGUGAUUUUUCCCUUUUUUUGUUCACAUAUUUUAAUCCAUGUUGAAAUUUAAAUGUUAAUUUUGGUCAAAAUGUUUUGGAUGACAUUUAACAUUUGAUAUGUUUCACGGUUCAAAUAAAACGUUGUAUAGAGACCUGUGUUAAUAUUUCAAUACCUCACCGAGUGGGAGAGUCGAUAGCCUAGAACGGUGGAAUCUGCUGUUUUUGAGAAUGUCUGAACCCUCAGUGAUUUCCCAACAUUUCACACUGUACAGCUGACUCUGAACAACAUGUCAGUAAAAGGAGAUCAAAGUUCAAAGACUUGAGAUUUGUUGGUUUUCUCCUGGGGAGGAAAAUGAGGUCGUGUCUACACAAUAUUAGCUGGUCACUCUGUCAGGUAUUUUCCAUCAUCUUGGCCAAGAGCUAUGUUGUGUUAGGUGUGCUCUUUGACCAUAUACUGUAUAUAACAGAAGCAUGUAACCUCUACAGUUAGUGAAGCAUCACUUCCCCAUUCACCCAUUUUCUUAUCCUCUUGUCCCACCUGGGGGAGGUCCAUAACUGGGCUAAAGGUCAUUAGCUUAGCUUAGCAGCCAGAUGUCACAUGGACCGAGGGGUGAUGCACACUCAGACAGUAGUGACUUAUAAGUCACACAGUAAGACAUGCCUGGAUUUAUCUUCCUCCUGGAUUCUAAUUGAGACCGUGAUGAAAAAAACGAAUCUCGUUUUGUAUUCGUCAGUGUGUGAAACUAGCCACUGGGACCAUGAACUCAUCAGGAAAAUGUUUACUGUGGUCACAGAUCGAGCCAACUGGGAGCCCUUUAAAGAUGGAUGUAGCUACAGUGAUGUCACCCUGUGCAGCCAACAGUUCUUCACUUUUCCUGGGCCAUCUUGGUUUGCAAAAAACCUGAGGCGGGGGUGGGGGGUUCUGAUUGUCAUCAGCCCAUGAUAACACACUUUGAAACGUAGUAUGACCAAGAUUUGCAAACUAAACUUUUUUUUUUUUUUUAUUACAUUUGACCCAAAAGGAGUGAAUGAGAUCAUAAACUGGGUAUGAAGGUGUGUGCAGAGGUGAAGACCGCCACUUUCCCAGAGUUCUGUAGGUCUGGGAGGCUUUUUGCAACCACAGCUAUCGCCAUCUGGUGGCCUAAAAUAGAAUGCAAGUUUUUAAGCACUUCUGCUUUAGCUUAAUUUUUCUGACACAGAUGCCAUGCCCAGGUUUCAUCUGUCUAGAGUCAGAUGUGCUGCCAGUGAAGGAUCGAGGUUUCCUCUUCAUAUUACUGUAUGUCAUCUGGACCCUGCAUUAGACCAGCACACAGAGGAUUCUGUCAAGAGCAACACUUUCAACAGAAUUGAUUGUGAUUGGAUGCCAAGUUGUAAUACUCCUUGAAUUUAAAAGAAACGCAUGAAGAUUUCCUUAUAGUGAAGCAGCACAGCUCGUCACUCCCAGGUGUCUUUUUAGCUGCAGUAACAGGUAAACAGGGUUUUUAUGAAUGAACUUUUGCAAACUCAUUUUCCUGCAGCAACUCUGAGUUUUCUCUGAGGCAUUUAUUCUUCAAGCAGAGGGAUCUUAUUUUUCUCAAAACCUUUCAACAGUUUGGUAACACUCCUAUGAGGACGAUGUGUGUUCUCCAGUCUGCGUGGAACACUGGCUGGCCGGUUCUGUUAGAUCCAUUAUCAUCCUCCAAGAAUCUCCACACCAAUGGGUCCGCAGCAUGGAACAUUGCACAGGACAAAGAUCGAGGGACGUGAUUUGUUUUGCACAUUUGAAUGUAUUUUUACACCAAAAAUGUGCAUUUUUUGGUGUGAUUGGUUAAAAUAUUGAGUGAUCUGAGACACUAACCUUCUAAAUGUGGCACAUGAAGAAGGUUGGCUCGAACUAUCUUGGAGACCAUAUGGAUGAAAUAAGAUUUACACAGGAAUAAAGCCCUAAGUGUGGGUUUUUGUUUGUUUUUUUACAACUGUAAACACUUUUAAUUUGCAUUGUGACCCAGAACCAUUUGGUUUUGCAUUAUAUAUGGAUGAACAUACUCAUUAGAAGCAUUGUAUAAUCAAAGACUGAUCUGUGAGUGUUGUCUUGUAUGUACAGUAGUAGCGUACUGCUACAGGGGCACCUGGUUCACCAACUCCUGUUACAAGUUUUUCAGUAAAAUGAGCUAAAGCUGUAA